Endocarpon pusillum Z07020 is the source of this 1173-nucleotide messenger RNA. RefSeq lists its product as uncharacterized. Gene Ontology annotation, biological process: regulation of DNA-templated transcription. Bases 1 to 1173 code for a protein of 390 amino acids. The transcript is spliced from 3 exons. NCBI's taxonomy places the organism in Eukaryota, Fungi, Ascomycota, Eurotiomycetes, Verrucariales, Verrucariaceae. The record is from RefSeq and is a predicted model, not a curated record. Gene Ontology annotation, molecular function: DNA-binding transcription factor activity.
AUGCCUUCGACCCCUCAAUCGCCGACCAAGUGUCCAAGGACUGCUACCAGCGAAGCCCAAGAUCACCGUGACCCUGGUGAGGAAUUCUUGCAGGUGGCAGGCCUGGUUGAGAGGAGACGUCUGCAAAAUAGAAUUGCGCAGAGAAAUUACCGCAACAAGAUCCGCGAUCGACUAGAAGCUCUCGAAGCUCUCGUCAGCAGCACUGACAAGGCCGAAGUUCUGAAUUCACGGACGGCAAAACCACCGUCCAACCCCAAGAGAUCGCUCUCUGGCAACGUCAGCCAUGUGAAAUCCACCGAGGAUGAUACUCGUCCAGCAGUCCAAGAUGAGCCGCCUGAGCUGCCUCCGGAUAGCUCUGACCCCUGGGGUGACAUGGACGACUUCCUCGACAGCUCCGCCAGGGACCUUGACAACCAAUUACAGCAUAUCAACCCAAACGCCAGCCAACACAACUCGCUUGGACAUUACCCGCACCUUUCGUCCACCAGUCCCUUGAGCUUCACAGACAACAACGACAAUCCGCAUUCACACCCUUCCAUGGCCAAUAUCCCCUCUCCACCCAUGACUUCCAACACCUCACUUUACAUGCCGCACCUCGAAAGCGCCGCCACGCCCAGGGACCCUAGCCACCCCUCCGACCCCACAGCACAAAUUUCCCAAACGGAGAUCUCAGCAUCACAAAAUAGCAGUCCACCGCCUCAAGGCGCCUUCAACUACGCGUUGAGUGAGCCCUAUAUCACUUCUUCCUUCCCCCUUUACCCAUACCCAUCCCGUUCCCGCCCCUCCACCUCCUCUACCAUCCCUGGCCCACUUCGUCAUAGAACGCCUUCGCUAAUCUCUUCGGCAAAACAAACAGCCAACUUCGACACCACCACCAAACCCCAUACCCACCCAGCCAUACAUCAGCAGCAGCAACCACAGAGCUAUUUCCAGCCGCCAUUACUCUCAACCCAGCGCUCGCAGCACCCGCACCCGAAUCAGCAGCAACAGCAACAUUACGUAUGGAUACCGGUCCCAGUCCCGGUAUUAUAUAUGCCUCCUCCUUGUUGUCCUCCUCAUAGUACUACUUCUGCUCCUAUUCAGCAAGCUAGCAUGCAGCAAGCAGGGCUUGGGCAAUCCUCCCAACCACGGACGGGCUAUCACAGUGGUGGAGGCGGAGCGGAUGACAGAUGA